Molecule: messenger RNA, 882 nt
Organism: Formica exsecta
Lineage: Eukaryota; Metazoa; Arthropoda; Insecta; Hymenoptera; Formicidae
Gene: RsfS312
Product: mitochondrial assembly of ribosomal large subunit protein 1
Exons: 3
Coding region: 44-802 (252 amino acids)
Biological process (GO): negative regulation of ribosome biogenesis; negative regulation of translation
Cellular component (GO): mitochondrion
Molecular function (GO): ribosomal large subunit binding
Source: RefSeq, a predicted model, not a curated record
UUGCUUUCUAUAGUCGAGGUCGGAAUUCUGUAGGUCGCUCGAGAUGCGCACGUGUAUUCUGAGGAAUUUACUUCGCGCCCGACGAAUAUUGCGCGGAUCUUCCAGCAGUAAUCGUACGCAAAUACUAACGUACUCGCAAUUGAAAUUGACGAGGGAGUUCUCGAGUAAACCGGACAGAAAACCUGGUGAUGCGUCUAAAAGCGAAGAUGAUAACCUCGCGACCGCUAUCAAUACGAAAUACAAGGCCUUCCAUGACGAGGAUGCGGAUGUUAUUCUUGACGUGAGCGAGGAGUUGGAGAAGAUCAACAUCGAAGACGUAAGCGCGCAAGAGGAAGUUCAUGAUCCUUAUGCCGAUAUAAAUUUGUGCCAUGGUACUACUGGUGUAUAUGAUAUCGAGGAUCUCAUUGCGUUGCUGGAGAGAGACAAGGCAAAUAACAUCUUUGUUGCUAAAGUACCACAAGAAUAUGCUUAUGUGGACUAUAUAGUUGUGGUGACAGGAAAGUCAUGGAAGCACAUGAAUGCUCUUGCCACCUUUGUACGCAAAGUUUACAAACUGAAAAAAUAUCCAACAGAUUUAAUACCCAAAAUCGAAGGAAAAGACUCGAAAGAUUGGAUAGCUCUAGAUUUAGGAAACAUCGCUUUGCAUAUUUUUUCUCCAUUUGCGAGGGAGCAUUAUGAUUUAGAGACUUUGUGGACAGUUGGUUCACAAUACGACGAUAAGAGUAACGAGUCUCAGGAACUAAAUAUUGUGGAUAAAUAUAAUGCCUUCUUGGCUGAUUUUCAACCAGCCGACAAUGUUUGAUGAUUCAUCUGUGUAUAGUAUAGCGUUAAACUCUAUAAGGUAAAUAAGUUCAAUAAAUAAAUGAUAAAAUUAAUAAGCAA